AUGGUACUAGCGCAAAGAUAUAUUAAUGCUCGGAACCUCAAAGGACUCACAGCACUUGACAUCCUUGACCAGGCUAAGGACAGUGCAGAAAACCGGCGUCUUGAAGCCAAGUUUGUUAAAGCCGGUGGCAGAAGAAGUAUCAAAUUGUUAUCUCGUUCACCUGCGGAAGAAAGAACCAACAGUCAACGUCUGCCUAACAUGCAGGGUUGCAUUGCCACUGAAUUGGAAAUGCCCAUCAUGAAUGAAAUGGUCUCUCCUGAAAGCAAAAGCUCGCCUAGAUUCAGCCUGGGAACCAGCUCCAGAAUAUCAUCACCACAGUUUCAAGCUGGAGAGACAUUCGACUGUGCAACAUACCGAAGAGAUUCCUUAUUCCCACCUAAUAUGCGUCAACACAAGCAUCUUAACAAAGGGCUCCAGGAAAAUAUAGGUGAGAGUUACACAAGUUACCGACAUAAGCAGCAUGCAAUAUACAUGGAAGCAUUGCAAAAUGCUAGGAACACUAUCAUUCUAGUUGCCAUUUUGAUCGCAACAGUUACUUUUGCUGCUGGAAUCAGCCCUCCUGGUGGUUUGUAUCAGCAAGGAAAAUCGAGAGGGAAGUCAAUUUUAGGCGGAACGUUAGCUUUCAAGGUCUUUGAGAUAAGCAACAACAUUGCAUUGUUCACCUCUCUGUCCAUAGUGAUUGUUCUUGUCAGCAUCAUCCCCUUCCGGAGAAAGUCACUGAUGAUACUGUUGACAGUGGCUCACAAGGCCAUGUGGGUAGCUGUGGCAUUCAUGGCAACAAGUUAUGUUGCAGCCACAUGGGUGGUGAUGCCACAAAGUAAGGGGACAAAAUGGAUGUUCGUGAUGCUACUAGCAGUAAGCGGUGCCACACUGGUAGUGGUUUUUAUUGUUCUGAGUGUGAUGCUGGUUGAGCACUGGUUGCGGAAAACAAAGUGGAGGAAACUAAGAAAGGAUAGCAGGGAGGGAGUUGCAGAUCGGGAUCCUGACAUGGAAAGCCAAAAUUCAGAUGUUGAGAGCUCAUACCUGCAAGGAUAUCACUCAUACUGA
Messenger RNA from Juglans regia (Persian walnut), 1047 nucleotides. RefSeq names its product ankyrin repeat-containing protein ITN1-like. Gene Ontology annotation, cellular component: plasma membrane. Gene Ontology annotation, molecular function: protein phosphatase regulator activity; protein phosphatase 1 binding. Bases 1 to 1047 code for a protein of 348 amino acids. The transcript is spliced from 2 exons. Lineage: Eukaryota; Viridiplantae; Streptophyta; Magnoliopsida; Fagales; Juglandaceae. The record is from RefSeq and is a predicted model, not a curated record.